GAGAAUUUAAGCAGAAGGAUCCAUAAACACUUUGCACUUAUUGCCUUGUUUCACAUCCAGACGUGGAAAUGAGAGGGACACUGCUUUGCCUUGCAGCCCUGUUGCUCUGUGGGCUGUCCUUCGCUGGGCCUGCCGGAAGACAGUUUGCUAUAUCCUUCAUGCAGAAUUACCUGGAAAAAAGACAUGAGCCUAGGCGAUUUGUGGUUGAGGUUUUUAAUCCAGCUGCUAAAUCGAGUGCCACCGUGAAAGUAACUGCCCUGGGAAAAGUUUACGAGAAAACUGUUCAGCCUGGGCAAGGAGAAUCUUUCCAGCUGCCUGAUGAGGUGGAGAUGAUUGGAAGUGCAAAAAACCAACAGACAGUACAGGUGGAGUCCGACCAAGACAUUUUGGUGUCUUCUCUCAACUAUAAGAUCUUCUCAACAGGUCUUUCAGUGAUCUACCCUGUCAACGAAUGGGGCACUGAGUACUAUGUUUUUACCCCAAAGAGUCCAAAGUCACGUAAAAUAAUCCCUAAUGCCUACAAAGAGUUCUCCAUCACUAACUACAAGGACAGCAAUUCAGUUGAGAUCGACUUGACCUCCGGAGUGAAAUUCCAGGGACAAAAUUACCCCAAAGGAAGCAAACUCAUCAUUGAUUUACGGCCCUUUGAGAGUGUACAGAUCCAAACUGAAGAAGAUAAUGAACAAAGACUAUACAAUCCCAGCAUUGGAGACCUGACAGGCUCCAAAGUUACUGCUAAACACCCAGUGGCAGUCUUUACAGGCCACAGCUGCACCUGGUUGUUUGCUGGAUGUGACCAUGUUUACGAGCAACUAAUUCCCGUCAGUAGCUGGGGGAAAGAAUUCAUUGUUGCACCCAUCGCCUACCAAAAACCUGUGGGCAAAUAUGACAGCGUCUACGUUCAAGCCUCUCAGAACACUCUCGUCGAAGUUAACAGUCAGGAUGGGACGACCUCACAAAAAGAAUUGAAGACUGGAGAGACAUACGAGAUACAUAUAAAAUGGCCAGAUUAUCUGCACAUCACUGCGGAUAAAGGGAUUCAAGUGCUUUAUGAGUUUAAUGGAGGAAUCACUGAAAAAGGAAUUCUGAAUGAUCCGUUCUUGAUGAACAUCCUACCAAUUGACCAAUUCGACACCUCCUACACACUGGUCACACAAAGUGAUUUUACAAACGAAGCAGUUGUAGUAACAAGCAGUAAAGACCUUGCUGGACUGAAACUAGGUAAAUCUGUGACAUCAACAGAUCUUCAGUGGCGUAAAACUGCUGGAGGUGAAUACGCAUGGACCCAGAUCACUUACGGUGACAGUUUAAGCUUCCAACAGUUAACACAAACAGACUCGUCAUUUGCCUUCUACAGCUUUGGUGUGGCCCGAGUCAAUGGUUAUGGGACUUCAGCUUUUGGGCACGUAAGAGAAACUGUAACAACCACCACUACAACUACAACUACCACUACCACUACUACUACAACUACCACUCCCACUACUACUACAACUACCGCUACCCCUACAACUACCACUCCCACUACUCCUACCCCUACUACUACCACUACAACUACCACUACCACUCCCACUACUCCUACUCCUACCCCUACUACUACCACUACAACUACCACUACCACUCCCACUACUCCUACCCCUACUACUACCACUACAACUACCACUACCACUCCCACUACUCCUACUCCUACAACUACCACUACCACUACCACUACUACAGCUGUCUCUGGAGCAGUAGGCACCUGCUGGGUCAUGGGCGACCCACACUACCGCACUUUUGACGGCACUUACUACAACUUCAUGGGCAACUGCACCUACAUUAUGGCUAAGAACUGCCGACCCGACACUGACCACCCAGCUUUUGAAGUAUGGACCAAGAACGAACGGACUGGGAGCACAAAUUCCACCUCUGUGGAGAUGGUUGUGAUUACAGUCUAUGGUAUAACCGUCACCAUUGUCCAUCAUCAAAUUGGGCUCGUUAUAAUUAAUGAUUCACUUUGGAACCUUCCAAUUUCCUUGGACAAUAACAGAGUGAAGCUCUGGCAAAGUGGCCUCUCAGUUGUUAUGGAGACAGACUUUGGUCUGUCAGUGCAGUAUGAUUGGGAGCAAUAUCUGGUGAUAAAAGUACCAAGCAGCUUUAUGGAAAGGAUGUGUGGCAUGUGUGGGAACUUCAAUGGGAAGAAGAAUGAUGACCUCACUACUCCCACAGGCUCCCUGGCAGGCAGUAUUCCAGCACUGGGAAAAAGCUGGAGGGUUCCAGGUUUAGCUGGGGAUGCCUAUUGCACUGAUGAUUGUACAGGGCAAUGUGAGAGCUGUAAAGGAGAAUCAUGGUACGAUCUUGUAAAAGCAAAGGUUUUCUGUGGCUUUAUUGCGAUUCUCUCUCAUGGUCCACUCCGCGACUGCAAUACACUUAUUGAUACCGAUGUCUUGUAUGAAAACUGCCUGCUGGACUACUGUAUGGGAAAAGGAUACAAGAAUUUUCUCUGCAGCAUGGCUCAGACUUAUACAGACGCCUGUCAGCGUGCUGGCAUAAAAGUGUACAACUGGAGAGAGCUCCUCCACUGUCCAAACCCACAGUGUACUGCAAACAGCCACUUUGAAUCCUGUGGAAGUCCUUGUCCUGCCACCUGUGAGAACCCUACAGCACCUGCAACAUGCAAAGCUGACUACUGCGUACAAGCCUGUUCAUGUAAUGAGGGAUAUAUCCGAAGUGGUAACACGUGUGUCCCUAAGUCUCAGUGUGGCUGUGUGUACAGCGCUGGUGGAGAGAAACGCUAUCUAGAGGCAAACGAGACCUUUUGGGCAGAUGAUACAUGCCAAAAGCUGUGCACUUGUAAUCCACUCACCAAAAGCGUAGAAUGUAAAGCAACCAGCUGUCCAUCUGGGCAAGUGUGCCAAGUUGUCAAGAACAUUAGAAACUGCUAUCCAGUAUCCAAGGCGACCUGCAGAAUCCAUGGCGACCCUCACUACAACACAUUUGACAACACCACUUAUGACUUCCAGGGUACCUGCACCUACACUGCUGCUCAAGGUUGCCAUCUAGAGGGAACACAACUCACUCCGUUUAAAGUUAUAGUGGAGAAUCAGAAAUGGGAUGAGAUCCAAAUGAGUCCAAACGUAUCUAUGGCUAAGGUGGUCAUUGUGGAGGUUUAUGGUAUGAUUUUAGUGCUGCGAAGGAAUCAGCUACAUCAGAUAAUGAUUAAUGGUGUCUUGACCAACAUUCCUGUGAGUCUGGAUGAUGGAAAAGUGACGGUCCAACAGGAGGGCUAUCAAAAUGUAAUCACUACAGACUUUGGCCUGAGAGUCGCCUACGAUAUGGUUUAUCAUGUUAGCAUCACAGUCCCCAGCAGCUACCACGGGAAGACCUGUGGACUGUGUGGAAACUACAAUGGUGACAAAAAUGAUGAUUUCUUGCUGCCUGAUGGUAAAGAAACCAAAGACAUUAAAACAUUUGGAGCUGCGUGGAAGGUGGCUGUUCCCGGUGUUGUGUGUGAUGAUGGCUGUUCUGGAGACUUCUGUCCAAAAUGUCCUGCAGACAAGAAAGCUGUCUUUGAAAAGGACUGCAGCAUCAUUACCAACCCUGAAGGUCCAUUUGCUGCCUGUCACAGUGUAAUAAACCCUGAGUCCUACUUCAGAGAUUGUGUCUACGAUGUCUGUAUGGGCGAUGGAGAUCAUCACAUGCUCUGCCACAGCAUUGCUGCUUACAUGAUUGACUGUCAGGACUUUGGAGUUACUGUUAAAAAUUGGAGAACAUCAACGUUUUGUCCGCUGAACUGCCCUGCCAACAGUCACUAUGAAAUCUGUGCUCAGUCAUGUGACUCACCCUGUCCUGGCCUCACUGAAAUCAUCAACUGUGAUGUUCAGAUCUGUGCUGAAGGCUGUAUGUGCGACUCUGGAUUCUUCAUGAAUGGUACAGGCUGUGUUAAAGCAGAUCAGUGUAGCUGUUAUGAGAACGGACACGCCUAUAAGAUUGGUGAAUCCGUCACCACAGAUGAUUGUCAAGUACGGUUGACUUGUCUUUCUUCUGGAGAAGUUAAGCAUGAGAACAUGAGCUGUAAGAGUGAUGAAUCUUGCACGGUUAGGAAUGGUGUUCAAGGAUGUUACCCAAAGCAAUGUGUGUUGGAGGCUGGAGGCUCCUUCACCUUCUUCAAUGGGGAAACCUGGACUUUCACAUCUUUGGGAGCCUUUGAAUUGGUGAAAGUAUGUGAAGAAGCUCUUGUGCUUGAGUGGUUCCGUGUGGUGGUGCAGGUGCAAGCCUGUGGGCAAACAGGUCUGAUUGAAAUUGUUGCUUUGCACGUGUUCUUUGAAGAUGUGCUUGUGACCGUCACUGCAGAGCAGGAGAUUUGGCUUAAUGGUAAGAAGGUUGGCAUCGUGGAAGUAAAUGGGAUUUCAGUGACGGCUCAAGAGGGAAUUGUUAUCAUUAACAAGGGAUCUGAACUCCAAGUGUCCUACAGUUUGUCAGAGGAGAUAAUAGUGACUGUGAGUGAAGCAAUGGCUGGGAAACUUUGUGGUGCCUGUGGAAGUCUCACUGGAAAAGAGCCAUUCUCUAUUAACAGUGAAAACAUAAACACUUACAUGAAUGGAUAUAGAGCGCCAGACUUUCCCCAGUGUUCCUUGUGAACGGCUGCUGUAGAAACAGUGGUUCUCACUGCACGUCUGCAGUGCAUCAGCCCUGAGUCCUUCUUGAUAUCACUGAUUUGCAGUACUGCUAAGAAUAAUAUCAUCACUGACUGAACAAAAACUUGUAUCUCCAAAAAUUUUACAAGAGAAGGAAAAAACUUCAACUUUCAUGGGAAAUGAACGGACAAACGAUUUAUUCCAAGAAAUGUUGGACCAUUUAUUUUGGUUUAUUCAUCAUGAAAUGAACACACAAUACAAAAGGCAUUCAUUUUCAAAUUAAGCCAAAAAUGAAAAACAAAAAUGAAGGUUUUGUCCCAACAGUGACAAUAUGCAGUACUAGCACUUAAGCUAUGACUGUGUAUAUUGCAGUGCAUGAUGGAUAAUAAAAUAUCGUAAUACUGAAAAUUUCUGUGUAUGUGUUUAAUACUGGAUUUUAUGCACUCAUCAUUCAUUUAAGCUUUAUAAAAGAAUGAUACUUACUGUUAGUGGUAAUAAUGAGCCUCAUUCAUCAAUAUCUUCAUAAGUUUUUUUCUUAAAUUUGUUCUUGAGAAAGGUCCUAAGAAGAAGUCUAUGUCAGAUUCCUGAUGUGUUCUUAAACCACAGAAUUGUUCACCUUUGUGCUCUUGAGUGUGUAGGUUCUGUUUUGUUCUAAGAACAAAUCCCAAAUAAGAAAACACUGGUGAAUGACAGAAUCUUUGUGAAAACUGCAUAAGACGGUUUUAAGAAGAAACUUCUACUUAGGAACAGUUGGGGAAUGAGGACCAAUGUUGUGGAUUAUUUGAUUUAUACCAUCAUUUUUAAUGUUUAGUAUAACUAGACUGACUGACUUUUUUAAAGUAGUCAGGGAAAAUGUCCUUUAAAUAUUAGCAAAGCAUGCAGUCAAACUCUUGUUGCCCAAAAGCAUUUUAAAUGAAAAGCAUACCUG
Colossoma macropomum (tambaqui) is the source of this 5541-nucleotide messenger RNA. Its product is annotated as IgGFc-binding protein-like. Lineage: Eukaryota; Metazoa; Chordata; Actinopteri; Characiformes; Serrasalmidae. The transcript has 11 exons. Bases 69 to 4616 code for a protein of 1515 amino acids. The record is from RefSeq and is a predicted model, not a curated record.